GUGUCGACUAGCACAACAACUUCACAGGGCGCUCACAAGCAAUAUGCUCUCUGCCCGUUCCUUCUAACCACCAACGUUAAAUAUUCAAUCACUUAUCUCUUUAUUUCUUUUAUUUCUUCCUUUGUUGUAUACCUAUUAGUCAUUGUGAUAUGACAGAACCUUGGGCUUCCCAGGGCGGGACGCCGCUAUAUGAUACCCCUGAAUCUGAUCUAGCAUCUCUUUCACCUCGGACGGCACUGCUAUCGCCUCCCUAUGAGAAUGCCGAGCUAGUAACCAGACCGCGCCGUAUCAAUGGCGUCCCCAACAACAAAUUCCGUCACGAGCGCGAGCGCGUUCACGCAGCUGCGAGCGCUCGUGACCUCUUACGACUCUUAGUAAACGAGGAGUAUGAGGCGAAGCAGACUCGCAAAGUGCUCUAUACUGCAUUAGACAGAUUGGACGCCGAAAGUCGUCGUGCUGAAGAAGCAGAAACCCAACUAGCAGAGGCUUUGGAACGGACGCGGUCUAUCAAUGAGGCGCGCGUUGCUGCCCAGCAAGAGGCAGCUCGGUCGCAGGAGGAACUGAGGCUCUACAAGCUGCAACUUGACAACGCGCAGAGAGAAAUUCUUAGAGCCCAAGAUAUACUGGGAGCUCGAAAAUUGAAUGAAGAGCGCUUGAUUGAGCUCGCAAGGGAGGAGGGUCGCAGGCUCGGGUAUGAAGAAGGCAUUCGACGCGGUCGUAAUAUGGGUUACCGAGAAGGGCGCGUCGUUGUUAUUGAUGACGGUCGGUCUCCAAUGCGAGAAGCCCCUGCCGCUACCGACUCACGGGAAGAAGCAGAGGUAGCUCCUGUAGUUCUACCUCCUCAGUCUGCACCAGUCACACCCAUGCCAGAGAGCCGAACCGCACCAGAAGUCCUCCGUGUUUCAACACCUGUAUCAUCUUCACUUGAUGGCCGUCGUGACUCUCGUUCUCGUUCUCAUCGUGAUUCUGAAUCUGAUUCCGUCAGUCGAAUGAGCAUGCGCGCUCCUGACCCCAUAGUAAUGCCUGUCAUGGUUGAACACCCGCGGCUUAGUACAGACCCCUCCGUUACCAGUCAAUCUUCUCGUUCGCAUUCACAGCCCCAACCUUGGCCCAUGUCAGAUCGUUCUUCAGUUCGGUCACCCUCAAUCAAACCAAUAUCAGUGAUAAACUCUGCACCUAGUGUUCAGCACUCAGAGUUCCAAGUCCCACCGGACGGCUACAUACCAACCCUGGACAAGGACCAGCGCAUUCUUCUCCCUCCCCCGCAUGAACUUAUCCGCAAUAUGUCUUCACCAACACCAUCACAACCUGUCGCUGGCCCGUCCUCAGAUUCUGUCAGAACGUUCGACUAUCCUCGCCGUGCCUCUCCGGAGUCACAAGCGUCAACGAAGAUGUCUAUGUCUCAAUCCUCCACCAUGUCAGCGCUCGAGAUUAUUGGCCUGCCUAAUAUGACGAGCCGCGACAAACGUCGAGAGCGCAACGGUCUGAGUAUCAUUCAUGAAGAUGCAAGCAUCGCAGCCGAUUAUGAAACCGUGACUGGAUCUGAUGCAGGACACCAUCACCAUCGCAGCGAAAGACGCAACGAAAGAGACGCAGACAGUGACGCUACCAAGCACUCGCGGAGAGACCUAUCAAAGCAAAGACUUGCUGACGAGCUGAGAUGGUCUAACCCAGCCGAGCCUGAGGAAUGGCGUCGAUAUGGCGCAGAAAAGACUCGCACGCAAAGUUCUAAUGGUCCCCCCCGUCCUCGCCCAACGAACGUGACAACGCCCAACCCGCUUUCUCCUCUAAAUUCGGAUGACGCUAACACACCUCUGCCUCGGCAUCAGCAACAUUCAAGGACAGCAUCCACUCCUAGUCAACGAGGAUCGAAUAGAUAUGACCACCGAAGGGUCGUAUCGUCAGACAGCUCUGUCCCUGAAAUAACCAUCGAGCCCCCGUCCCGCCCUCCCUCUGACGCUCCAUCGAGACGUGCGUCCAUAUCUGGACUACUCAGUCCCGAUCAUGCCAACCACCCGCUCCCUGUGCCUGUGCCUGUUUCGCAACGCGCCCCACUUGUUCCUACAGUUCCUAACACUCCCGUUUCAGCGCCUGUCUCGUUGGUAGGGUCCAUGUAUGACAUAGGACAGCUGCCAAGCGGUGCACCGCCUCCAGGGGGUCCUGUCAUCCCGUAUAUGAACGAGAGAGAAGCACCCUCGCAACGCAGUUCGCUUUACGCAGCCGCCCAGCCUGAGGGUAGGCGGUCACAGACCCCUCAAUCUUACGUGGCCUCCCCAGUCCCCACUGGUGUUUCCUACCCCGCACCGCCUAUUUCCAGGCAACCGACGCCAAACGGCUCCUCACAGCGUGGAGGCAGUUCCUCGACGCAUGAACGCCGGCCGAGUCUAAGCCAGAUGGCGGGAAUGACGCCUGGCGCACAUCCGCGGUCUCUACAACCAAGCGGCGGCGAGACUUCGCGUUCGUCCCACAGACAACGAUCAAACACGUCAAGUAGUUCGCACCAGUCGUUCACGCAUUAUGACCCAGGCGUGUACAAUGACCCUGCGUAUUUUGCGAGUAGCGAGUCAUUGGUUUCUCGGACGGAUGCGAAUACGACUGCGAAUGGGGGUGGGCUGAGGAGGACCUCGUAGAUGCCCAUGACGUCCCCUCCAUUUUGACAUGGGAAUACUCGAACGACUUGGAUGAUUUUUGUCGCUCGAAUUGUCUUUCUUGUUGAAUCUUGAGCAUGAUAUCUAUUGUAUCGCGAAUCACUAACACCGAGUAAUCAACUAACUAGUAGGUCUGCAUAUCCACCGCUGUUGUCUUCACCAUUGCAUUUCAAUUAUAUCAUCAUCGGGACGUCCGAGGAUCGUGUCCCUGAAUUAACAGACUGCUUGUCUUCAUUUACCUCUACUUUUUUGAAUGAAUCAAAAAAUUGGAGCGCCCGCAAUGGAAUGAGCUACAAGGGAAACUCCAGGCCAGACCUCUAUAGUCGACUCGAGCCAGGACUCCUGCCACUGCGCCGGGACCCUUGGCGCUCCCGAGGACCUGCGUUAGACCAUUCACACUACACCAUCUUUCGACAGUCCACCACUUACUUUAUGCCCUACGCAGCCUUUGUUUACGGAAUGGUUCGUAUAC
Suillus fuscotomentosus is the source of this 3120-nucleotide messenger RNA. RefSeq lists its product as uncharacterized. The transcript is spliced from 6 exons. Lineage: Eukaryota; Fungi; Basidiomycota; Agaricomycetes; Boletales; Suillaceae. The coding region runs from base 150 to 2630 and encodes 826 amino acids. The record is from RefSeq and is a predicted model, not a curated record.